AGGGCUCGGGUUUGAAGUUGGGGGUGGGGGGCGUGGCUGCCCCCGGCGUGGGUUCCUCCCCGGAAAGCUUCGCCCCAGUUUUCGCCCCCCUUGGCCGUGCGUCCCUCCCACUGGCCGACGGGCCUCCCUUCGUGGCGUCCUCGUUUGUGGUGCUCUCGGGGGCCGAGGGUGGAGAGUUAGGAGUCCCCAGGCCUCGGGGAAGCUCUUGGGGGGCGCCUGGACAGAGGCUAGGGGACCCAGCCCUCACGGUUGGUGGAUCGUGCCCGGCAUAGUGGCAAGGCUCCGGGGCUUACCCAGGGGACCAGGACAGGCUCCUGGUGUCGCCCACCGCUGGCACUGAGCAGUGGGCGCCUUUGGGUGCUGCGAUCCUUCCUUCAGGUUUCAGUGGGAAUGGACGGACAGAUCUGAAGUUGAAAAUUCUUUUCACAACUCAUGUUCAACUAUGUGUGUUGUCAGAAUGCUCUUAAUGAGACACCAUCACUCAGUUUUACUGGUUUUGUCGUAUUAGCCUCUGAAGUAGGCAAUUAUUGGUGUGAACAUACAUUUUAAAAAACAUCUGGAGUCAAGAGUGCACGAGUGUCAACUCAGUGCAAGUACUGUUGGUAAGCAUUAUGUCCUGAGAAUGAAAUCGGAAGACCAACAGGCCCAGGAGGCUUCACAGCGAACACCACAUGCCUCACGCCCAAAAGGACAGCAGACCACGCUUCAGAACGGAACCGCCUUCUCCAUGUCUCACUGUGUCACCCAGGCUGAAAUGAAGUGGCACUCACCGCACUCCAUCAUGGCUCACUGCAGCCUCGACUUCCCAGGCUCCAGCAAUCCUCCCACCUCAGCCUCACGAGUAGCUGGGACCACAGGCUCUCACUCUGCCACCCAGGCUGGAGUGCAGUGGUGCGAUCUCAGCUCACUGUAACCUCCGUCUCCUGAACUCAAGUGAUCCUCCCACCUCAGCCUCCCAAGUGGCUAGGACUAUAGGUGUAAUGGAUAGGUAACAGAGAAGACCUCGUCCCUUCCUAGUCAGGGCAUCAGCAUGACUGAGUGCUUCCUGCCCCCCACCAGCAGCCCCAGUGAACACCGCAGGGUGGAGCAUGGCAGUGGGCUUACCCGGACCCCCAGCUCUGAAGAGAUCAGCCCUACAAAGUUUCCUGGAUUGUACCGCACUGGCGAGCCCUCACCUCCCCAUGACAUCCUCCAUGAGCCUCCUGAUAUAGUGUCUGAUGAUGAGAAAGAUCAUGGGAAGAAAAAAGGGAAAUUUAAGAAAAAGGAAAAGAGGACUGAAGGCUAUGCAGCCUUUCAGGAAGAUAGCUCUGGAGAUGAGGCAGAAAGUCCUUCUAAAAUGAAGAGGUCCAAGGGAAUCCAUGUUUUCAAGAAGCCCAGCUUUUCUAAAAAGAAGGAAAAGGAUUUUAAAAUAAAAGAGAAACCCAAAGAAGAAAAGCAUAAAGAAGAAAAGCACAAAGAAGAAAAACAUAAAGAGAAGAAGUCGAAAGACUUGACAGCAGCUGAUGUUGUUAAACAGUGGAAGGAAAAGAAGAAAAAGAAAAAGCCAAUUCAGGAGCCAGAGGUGCCUCAGAUUGAUGUUCCAAAUCUCAAACCCAUUUUUGGAAUUCCUUUGGCUGAUGCAGUAGAGAGGACCAUGAUGUAUGAUGGCAUUCGGCUGCCAGCCGUUUUCCGUGAAUGUAUAGAUUACGUAGAGAAGUAUGGCAUGAAGUGUGAAGGCAUCUACAGAGUAUCAGGAAUUAAAUCAAAGGUGGAUGAGCUAAAAGCAGCCUAUGACCGGGAGGAGUCUACAAACUUGGAAGACUAUGAGCCUAACACUGUAGCCAGUUUGCUGAAGCAGUAUUUGCGAGACCUUCCAGAGAAUUUGCUUACCAAAGAGCUUAUGCCCAGAUUUGAAGAGGCUUGUGGGAGGACCACGGAGAUUGAGAAAGUGCAGGAAUUCCAGCGUUUACUCAAAGAACUGCCAGAAUGUAACUAUCUUCUGAUUUCUUGGCUCAUUGUGCACAUGGACCAUGUCAUUGCAAAGGAACUGGAAACAAAAAUGAAUAUACAGAACAUUUCUAUAGUGCUCAGCCCAACUGUGCAGAUCAGCAAUCGAGUCCUGUAUGUGUUUUUCACACAUGUGCAAGAACUCUUUGGAAAUGUGGUACUAAAGCAAGUGAUGAAACCUCUGCGAUGGUCUAACAUGGCCACGAUGCCCACGCUGCCAGAGACCCAGGCAGGCAUCAAGGAGGAGAUCAGGAGACAGGAGUUUCUUUUGAAUUGUUUACAUCGAGAUCUGCAGGGUGGGAUAAAGGAUUUGUCUAAAGAAGAAAGAUUAUGGGAAGUACAAAGAAUUUUGACAGCCCUCAAAAGAAAACUGAGAGAAGCUAAAAGACAGGAGUGUGAAACCAAGAUUGCACAAGAGAUAGCCAGUCUUUCAAAAGAGGAUGUUUCCAAAGAAGAGAUGAAUGAAAAUGAAGAAGUUAUAAAUAUUCUCCUUGCUCAGGAGAAUGAGAUCCUGACUGAACAGGAGGAGCUCCUGGCCAUGGAGCAGUUUCUGCGCCGGCAGAUUGCCUCAGAAAAAGAAGAGAUUGAACGCCUCAGAGCUGAGAUUGCUGAAAUUCAGAGUCGCCAGCAGCACGGCCGAAGUGAGACUGAGGAGUACUCCUCUGAGAGCGAGAGCGAGAGUGAGGAUGAGGAGGAGCUGCAGAUCAUUCUGGAAGACUUACAGAGACAGAACGAAGAGCUGGAAAUAAAGAACAAUCAUUUGAAUCAAGCAAUUCAUGAGGAGCGCGAGGCCAUCAUCGAGCUGCGCGUGCAGCUGCGGCUGCUCCAGAUGCAGCGAGCCAAGGCUGAGCAGCAGGCGCAGGAGGACGAGGAGCCUGAGUGGCGCGGGGGUGCCGUCCAGCCGCCCAGAGACGGCGUCCUUGAGCCAAAAGCAGCUAAAGAGCAGCCAAAGGCAGGCAAGGAGCCGGCAAAGCCAUCGCCCAGCAGGGAUAGGAAGGAGACGUCCAUCUGAGCAGCCUGCGUGGCCGUCUGGAGUCCGUGAGACUGAAAGGACCCGUGCAUCUUACUGUAACCCGGGGGCCAGGCCGGCUCUCUCGCUGUACAUUCUGUAAAGGUGUCUUCUCUUCUCAGACUCUUCCUCUGUCACACGUCUGACUCCUUCGCGUCAGGCUCAGGUUCCAUAAGAGAACGAAGCAGUGGAUGCAUUGUGGGCUUUAGGGACAGAUGAGUUUUCCAGAUAGUGUCAGCUUAUUUGAAGAUUAAUUUUCUUUGUUAACUUAAAAUAACUAUUUUAACCCUUGAGUGGCUUCUUUUUAAACCAAAAAUCGUCUUUCUUUGCUUUUUUAUCACAGCAGAAUCAGGAUCUCUUUCUCAUUCAAGGGGGGAACCACACCAGGUCAGCGCUGCGCCUGCUGUGGCCGCCGCGAGCCACGCCCUCUGGGAUCUCUGGUACCGUCACUCUUGCUUGUGCCUUCCACAACUUCUCGGUGCAGAUCCCUAUGGGGGAGCUGCCUCACGUUCUCUGACUGGUCAGAGCAGCGCCUGGUGGGUGUUCCCUGGCCCACUCUCCUCUCUCCUUCUGCAGUUCUAAACCACAGUCCAUAAGCCCGAGUCACCAGGACGGCCUAUCUGGCCACAGACGGGCUGCCUGUGGAGCCUGCCCACCGGCCCCCGGCAGUGCAGGCCAGCGGGGAGGAGGCUGCCCGUUCCUGCCAGUUCCUCACUGCGGGGACCAGCAAAGGCCUUCUCACUGGGUUGGUCAAAGGUAGUCACCUUGGCCUGGUGCAUCCACAGAGGAUGUUGUUCAAACCAGAAAUCUUUUAAACGACUGACCUUCCUUAAAAACAGAAUGACUCCGGUUGCUUGCUUGGGCUAGAAUGUACACGUCUCCUUGCCUGAAUAAGCCAUAUAUAUGCUCUUAAACAAAAGUUUGAAAUUAUCCAUAUCAUCUCAGUGAACCUACUGGUGGACUCCCAAUUGACAAGAUUGAGCAAUAGAAAAAAAUUCCUUUCCUUUGAAUGAUAGCUGUGAUUCACCCCACCCCAUUUUCUUGUUUCUGGUCCAUCCAAUGAGACGGAUGCUCUGAUGCUCUGAGGCUUCUGGGAGGCUGGGCCCUGGAGGCAACGUGCUGCAGGCGCACUCUGUCAGAGUGAACAGCACCGCAAGACAGGCCAGGCUCGUGGCUCGGAAGACAAACCCCACACACACUCAAGGGGUCGAAAACAAACCCCACACGAGGGCUCUCACCUCCUUCUCCUAGGUAGUAUUUAUUUUCAGCACCUGUUUGAUGCAGUUUUUAAUCCUCUACCUAUUGCACUGUUGUGACUCGUUGGCCAUUAUUUGAUUUUUGUACGAAAAAAAGCUUUGUUAUAGAAAUCAGCAUACUAUUUUUUUAAAUCUGGAGAGAAGAUAUUCUGGUGACUGAAAGUAUGGUCGGGUGUCAGAUAUAAAUGUGCAAAUGCCUUCUUGCUGUCCUGUCGGUCUCAGUACAUUCACUUUAUAGCUGCUGGCAAUAUCGAAGGUUCCUUUUUUGUUUGUGUAAACUCUAAUUUCUAUCAAGGUGUCAUGGAUUUUUAAAAUUAGUAUUUCAUUACAAAUGUCUCAGCAUUGGUUAACUAAUUUUUGCCAGGACCAUUAUUGAUCAAGCAAAUAAAUUCAACAGCCAUUUGGGAAAAAGAAAA
Pan troglodytes (chimpanzee) is the source of this 4667-nucleotide messenger RNA. It is a transcript of the gene RALBP1, whose product is annotated as ralA binding protein 1. The transcript is spliced from 13 exons. Gene Ontology annotation, biological process: small GTPase-mediated signal transduction; endocytosis; positive regulation of GTPase activity. The record is from RefSeq and is a predicted model, not a curated record. Bases 1031 to 2998 code for a protein of 655 amino acids. Gene Ontology annotation, cellular component: membrane. NCBI's taxonomy places the organism in Eukaryota, Metazoa, Chordata, Mammalia, Primates, Hominidae. Gene Ontology annotation, molecular function: small GTPase binding; GTPase activator activity.